AUGACGCUCGCGCAACUGCUUUCCGGUGUUCUACUAACCUUCUCGCCUCCCAUAUGGCUAGGCUUGGCUGUAUCUCUCUGCAUUUUAGCAUCAUAUGCAUACUCGUGGUCGCGACUUCGCCACAUCAAAGGACCAUGGCUUGGCUCAUUCUCCUACCUAUGGAUGCUCUACUACACCACGAAGGGUAAGCAGGCAGUCAUAUACCGUGCCAUAAACCAAAACUACGGCCAUCUGGCUCGCAUAGGGCCAAAUGAUCUCAUCACAGAUGAUCCGGACAUCGUCCGACGCAUGAAUGCCGCGCGCUCCCCGUACAAGCGGUCCAGUUGGUACGAGGCCCUGCGGAUGAACCCGUACCAGGACAGCUUGUUCAGCAUGGGCGACACGGCCGCGCACGACAAACUCAAGGCACAACUUUCGUUUGGCUACGGAGGCAAGGAGAACCCGACGAUCGAGGACGGCAUCGACGAGCAGCUGGGCAACCUGCACGGCCUGAUCCGCCGCAAGUACCUCUCGACCGACACCGAGUUUCGGCCCAUGGACCUGGCCACGGCGGUACAGUACUUCACGCUCGACACCAUCACCCGCAUCGCAUACGGAAAGGAGUUCGGAUACCUGGAGGCGGACUCGGACCUGCACGCCUACAUUAGGACCUCCGAGGAACAAGUUCCCUUCUUGACAGCCUUUGCUGAGAUCCCCUGGAUGCGGAUUCUGUUCUUCUCACGUUUUGUCCUCCGCUUUAUAGGGCCGAAGAAGACAGACAGGAAGGGUAUAGGAAGACUUUUGGGGGUGGCCGAUCGCAUCAUCGAGGAACGUUUGUCUGCUGGUGCCGAGGAGAAACAGGACAUGCUUAGCUCCUUCAUCAGGCAUGGCGUGACUCGCGACCAGCUUGAGGGAGAACUUCUCUUCCAAAUAGUUGCAGGCUCUGACACGACAGCGACGGCCUUGCGUGGAACUAUGCUGCACCUCAUGUCAGCACCAAACAUCUAUCACACAUUGCAAAGAGAGAUAGAUGAAGCAAUAUUUCAAGGAAAGAUCUCCAGUCCUGCCAAGGCCGAGGAGGGCAAGGAGCUAGAGUAUCUUCAAGCGGUAAUUUAUGAAGGCCUCCGAAUGAAUAUCCCGUUCUCAGGACUUUGCAUGAAACAGGUGCCACCUGGGGGCGACACGCUCCUCGGGCAGUUUGUCCCAGGAGGGACCCGCGUGGCGCACAAUAUGCUAGGGAUGCAAAGGUCCCGCGACGUGUUUGGGGACGACGCGGACCUGUUCCGACCCGAGCGCUGGCUGGGCAUUGACGCCGAGAAGAAGAAGACCAUGAUGAACGUGGCCGAGAUGGUGUUUGGCUAUGGGCGCUUCGGGUGCAGUGGCAAGCCCGUGGCCAUCAUGGAGCUCAACAAGGCAUACAUCGAGGCAAGCCUUGAGAGAUGUGACCCUUUUGAAAGACAAGAGUAA
Messenger RNA from Neoarthrinium moseri, 1446 nucleotides. RefSeq lists its product as uncharacterized. Lineage: Eukaryota; Fungi; Ascomycota; Sordariomycetes; Amphisphaeriales; Apiosporaceae. The transcript has 4 exons. The record is from RefSeq and is a predicted model, not a curated record. Gene Ontology annotation, molecular function: heme binding; iron ion binding; monooxygenase activity. The coding region runs from base 1 to 1446 and encodes 481 amino acids.